This is a messenger RNA of Zea mays, 1570 nucleotides long. Its product is annotated as probable protein ABIL4. The record is from RefSeq and is a predicted model, not a curated record. Lineage: Eukaryota; Viridiplantae; Streptophyta; Magnoliopsida; Poales; Poaceae. The transcript has 9 exons. The coding region runs from base 454 to 1350 and encodes 298 amino acids.
CGAUGAGUGAGCAAUGAUUCCCCUGCCAAAUCGAAAAAAUCUCCCUGCUAGGCUAGGCACCAAGCCAAGCAAAUCCACUCGAGACCAGACCGGCGACGGCGGCCCCGCGUCCGUCGCCAUCAAAGCCACCGCUGCGGUCGCUCCUCCGGGACCCCUCCUCCUCCGCGGACCACCGCCAGCGCUCGACAGCAACACGCGCACGCCCACGCGCGAAGAGUCAACAGGAGAGAGACUGGCGGUGGUGGAACUGGCAGUAGAAUAAGCUUGCGUCGAGUGGGAGUUGGCGAGGCAUCGCUCGCUUCCCCUCCACCCCACUCUGCCCACCGAGCGCCAGUGGAGCGCUUACUUGACUUGACCUCGCCGCCUCCUGCCCUCCCCCUCCCCCUCCCCCUGCCGGCGCCCGUUCUUUCCUCCCCUCGCCGGACGCCCACCGCCGGAGCGGAAGAGGGGGGAAUGCAGCCGCCGCAGCAAUACCCGCCGGCGCCCGGCUCCUGGGGCGGGGUCGCGGGGGCCAGGGCCGGCGCCACCACCGUGGAUGAGGCGUCCAUGGAACGUAGCAAGAGCUUCAUCAAGGCCCUGCAGGAGCUCAAGAACCUGCGGCCGCAGCUCUACACCGCCUCCGAGUACUGCGAGAAGUCCUACCUCCACAGCGAGCAGAAGCAGAAGGUGCUGGACAACCUGAAAGACUAUGCCUUACGAGCCGUCGUCAACGCGGUUGAUCAUCUGGGUACUGUUGCGUACAAACUGACCGAUCUUUUCGAGCAGCAAGCUUCCGAGGUGUCGACAUAUGAACUGAAAGUCGCACGCCUGAACCAGCAAAUCUUCACAUGCCAAGUCUACACAGACAAAGAAGGCCUCAGGCAGCAGCAGAUGAUGGGAGCAAACAUCAAGCACCACAAGCACUACAUCUUACCCCCCACUGGUUAUAAAAGAUCCCUGGCAAAUGGACACCUGCAAGCGGACACUGAUCAGGAAUCCAAGCCUAGACCUUACCCCUCCGCAAAAACCCUUUCCUGGCAUCUGUCUUCGGAGAACAGCACCAAAGCAAACGCACAUAAGCCUACAUUUGCCCUAGUGGACACGGCACCAUCAAAACCUUCAUCAGGUAAGGAGCGGUCUGCUUCUCCUAUGCGCAGGCCGCUGCAGUUCAACAGGAGCACCAGUUCUGAUACUACGCAGAAGGUUGGCGCUAAGAACAUAUCUGGUGUAAAGGAACUUUCAACAUUCCAUUCCUUCGACAACCCCAAAGGUCGUGCGAUCCAAAAGGCCCCUGUUGGCACUAAAAGCAUGCUGGCGGCUCUCUUCAUCAGACACAAAUCGUCCAAGGCGAAAAGGAUCGCAGUUCGCUGACGAGCGGGGGCCGGGUGGGGGGCGGCGACAGCACUGUAAAUUUCAUUCUGUGGAGGACCGGAAGCCUGUUAAUUGUACAUCUGGCCUAUCGUUAUGUGUUGGGGCAGAGUCUGUAGCCGUAUUUCAUUUCAGAAUAUGACAUCUUGCAGGUGACCGAAAUGUAAUGAUUUCGCAUAAUCUCAUCUUGGCAUUCAGCAUAAAUAAAUGCAUCUUGGAAAUA